GUAGUCUCAGCACACACACACUGCUUGUACCAAAACUAGAUAGCACACCGAUAAUACGUCUUUUAUUAUUUUGUGUAUUUUUUGGCGCAGUUUUUCUCGAGUGUCCCGUUUCGGCCGCAUUCACACAAAUGUGUAUUUUGGGGUGAAAUAUGAACCUCGCUCUGCUUUGUGUACACAUUUUAUCAAACGUACAGUAGUUAAGUGGCCGCUGAGGCAGCCGUUGGAGGACGUCUGUCUGUAUGUAUGCUAGCGCAAAUUAGCCUGUCUCUAGCUAACUAGGGCAGCGAGAUGCACGCGGUGUGAGAGCGGUCAGUGGGUUUAGUUGACUAAUUAAUUAACCCGUACGCUCGGUUUUGUUGUCAAUAUUCAGGUUUAAGGUCAGUUAGCCCUCACUCUUCGCCGCCGCCACCACCUCCUCCUCCUCCCCUCUCUCUCCCAUUCUCCGUCUACGUCUCUCCGCCGCUGCCGUUCAGCGCCUCGCUGCUGUCUCUUUACGUCCUUUUCUCAGUGAGCGGUGAAACUCCACAGAGUAGCCCCGCAGCCUCAGCCACGCUAACUGAGAAAAAGAGGGGGUCUUAAAUCCAACUUUACCGCCAGUUUGCGAGCGCGUCCCGACCGAGCACGCUUUUGUUAGCAUCAGUGAGUCACACACUCGCGGUAGGAACUUGAAAUAUGACGAUAAUCAAAAUGGGAGGAAAGUCGUCGCUAGCUUGCUGAAGUUGGAGGUUCUCUCCUUGUGGAAGAGGAAGAGGUGGCGGCGGACACCACGAGUUCACUCUCACAAUAAAAGGAGUGAGCUCAGCCUUCCAUCAUACCUCCUCCCUUUCAGUGGGCUAAGAUGAGUAUUACCAGUGACGAAGUGAACUUCUUGGUCUACAGAUACCUCCAAGAGUCAGGUUUUUCCCACUCAGCAUUCACCUUUGGCAUUGAGAGCCACAUUAGCCAAUCUAACAUCAAUGGAACACUAGUGCCCCCUGCAGCCCUCAUCUCCAUCCUGCAGAAAGGGCUUCAGUAUGUGGAGGCAGAAAUCAGCAUUAAUGAGGAUGGCACAGUCUUUGAUGGUCGACCGAUUGAGUCGCUGUCGCUCAUUGACGCAGUGAUGCCAGACGUGGUGCAGACGCGGCAGCAGGCCUUCCGUGACAAGCUAGCACAACAGCAGGCUGCCUGUACCAUAGCAGCUUCAACCUCGGGAAACCAGUCAAAUGCACCAAAGAAUGGAGAACCCACUGUCAAUGGGGAAGAGAACGGUACUCACAACAUGAAUAACCACAGUGAGCCAAUGGAGAUGGAUGUAGAUGUUGAGAUUCCAGCCAGUAAAGCCACAGUGCUGCGAGGCCACGAGUCUGAGGUGUUCAUCUGUGCCUGGAACCCUGUCAGCGAUCUGUUGGCCUCGGGCUCGGGGGACUCCACUGCCAGGAUCUGGAACCUGAACGAGAAUAAUAACUCCAACUCCACCCAACUGGUGCUGCGCCACUGUAUCCGAGAAGGUGGUCAGGACGUCCCCAGCAACAAAGACGUCACCUCACUAGACUGGAAUAGCGAUGGGACUCUCCUGGCAACGGGCUCGUAUGAUGGAUUUGCCCGGAUAUGGACAAAAGAUGGAAAUCUGGCAAGCACCUUGGGGCAGCACAAAGGGCCCAUAUUUGCACUCAAGUGGAACAAGAAGGGGAACUGUAUUCUCAGCGCUGGCGUAGAUAAGACGACAAUCAUUUGGGAUGCACACACGGGAGAGGCCAAGCAGCAGUUUCCUUUUCACUCAGCCCCAGCACUGGAUGUCGACUGGCAGAACAACACCACGUUUGCCUCCUGCAGCACAGACAUGUGCAUCCACGUAUGUCGCCUUGGCAGCGACCGGCCCCUCAAGACCUUCCAGGGUCACACGAAUGAAGUUAAUGCCAUUAAGUGGGAUCCAUCAGGUAUGCUGCUUGCCUCCUGCUCAGAUGACAUGACCUUAAAGAUUUGGAGUAUGAAGCAGGAGUCCUGUGUCCAUGACCUCCAGGCUCAUAGCAAAGAAAUCUACACUAUCAAAUGGAGCCCCACAGGCCCCAGCACAAGUAACCCCAACUCCAACAUCAUGCUUGCCAGUGCAUCUUUUGACUCGACAGUGCGGCUGUGGGAUGUUGAAAGAGGUGUUUGUAUUCAUACACUCACCAAGCACCAAGAACCUGUCUACAGCGUGGCCUUUAGCCCCGAUGGCAAACACCUAGCCAGCGGCUCCUUCGAUAAGUGUGUCCACAUUUGGAACACCACGACUGGAGCCUUAGUGCACAGCUACAGGGGUACGGGUGGUAUUUUUGAGGUGUGCUGGAACAGCACCGGGGACAAAGUUGGUGCCAGUGCAUCAGAUGGCUCGGUGUGUGUCCUUGAUCUCCGAAAAUAACUGACUUGAGACUUUGAUGAAUCCUGGAAUGUGCAGAAAUUGCCUUCUUCUGACAUCAGCAAACACACUGUCAUUGCUCAAGAAGGGCUGUAAAGGUGAACUGAAACAACCCUCACAGGAGUAAAACCAGAUGACUGCAGCGGCUCGACCACCAACUGAAUUCAGCGCACCUUACAGUCUGUUGAUGUGUGUUUGAUGAUAUAUGGACAUAAUAGAAGCUGGCUGAGAGAUCCCCAAGACUGGACACAACCUCCUGGGUGCAUCCAUGUAUUAAAAGGUUCCUAAUGAGGAGGUGCUGUCAUCCCCACGGACCACUGGUCCAGCUGUUACCGGGUUGUAGGGGUGGAAACACACACAAUGAGUUGAGUUAUAUUAAGAGAAAAGUGUUAAAGGCACACGGGUGUUUGGCUGUAACAGGCAACAGAUUGUCAAGGAGAGGUUGUGGAUUAAAAAUUCCUCUGAGGAAAUGUCACUUCAUGUCCAAAUGAACUGAGGUAACGUCAAUACUGAAGCACUGCUAUUGUCUGUGGACAGGGUGCUUAACUUCUACUCAGUGGAGAAUAGUUUGUUUCAAGAAACUUCUUGCUUUUUUUUGUCUAUUUUCCACAGAUGGACUUUUGAAAGUCAAACUGAAUGUGCCGCUACAAGGUAGUUCUUAGCUCAUUUUUAACAUCAGGUCAACAAAAGGAAAACAUGCCAAGAAAUAGUCCUAGCAUCCCAAAAUGACCUGCUCAGUUCACUUGAGAUUAGAAAACGUCAUUUUGUGGACAAGAUGUGAAAAGUGUGGUUUACAAAGAGAAUUUUCUCCCUUUCUGGAUGUAAAUUUAAAGAAUGUAAAGAUAUGUAAAUUAGAUUAAUACACAGACUUAUAUACUGUGUAUAUAUGUUUAUAUACAGUACACUUUAUUGCCAUCCUGUAGGGGCCAUCCUUCAGUGGCUAGAGCUGUCACAUCUUUGCUGUUAAUGCGUGACAAGACCACUUUUUAAAUGAAGUGCAUGUCUCGUCAGCUUCUUUUAAAACAUUCUCUCUGAACUUGGCCAAUCAUAUCCAAUGCAUCGAGCUUCUUCUUUUUUUUUUCCUACUGAGUCACAAAUGGCAUCCAGACAGUUGUGUUGAGCAACGUCGCUUUCCUCUAUUGGUCACAGAAAGCCAUGGAAGAAAUGUGGACGCCAUUACCUCCAUUCAGGGAAUUAUCUCAUCGACAAUAUGGGAGUUAGCAGUCAUCAGUCUCCUGCUUGGUCUACGGUUUUAAGUCCGUUUAUGAAGCAGGAGAUCACAGAACCAACUAAGAGUAUCGUGCAGAUCUAAGCGAGGAUGGUUACUGCAGCUUGAUGAGCAUUACCAUGGUUCCUCUUUGGCACUUUCCUCUGAUCAGUCUACUGAAAAUUCAGAUCACAUUUUGACCAGAAGGUGGAGUUCAUGCAAAAGUCCUGCUGUUGCUUUAAAAAAGGAAGAAAAAAAAGAAUAAAAAAAGGAGCUACAAUCGGUCUUAAUGUUGCCAGCUGAUCAGCUUUGGUCAGAUCUGAAAUGCCUGCGUUGUGGGCUGGGCUUCAACAGUGUGCAGUAUGUUUGCCUGUUUCUGCUUACUGGGAUCUAAAGUUAAAGACAGUAGCUUCAAACUAACCUGCCACCACUUUGAUUUGCCUUUUUUUCUUUCUCUGGUCCCUUUCACUUUUAGUAUAUUUCUGCUAAGGCAACAUGAAGUGCACUUUUUGUAUUGAUGGAUUCAGCAAAUGUUCAGAUUUUGCUGAAAGUGAAGGUCCAAUGUUUUAUUUUUGUCUUUUUUUCUCUCUCUUUUUAAUGUCACAAUUGGAUGCUAAUGGGUGUUUCAUUAUUUUUGGACUUCUUUUUCUUUUCGCUGAGAGCCAUUAUCGUCUGUGUCAGACUGACAUGUGGGCUGUGGGUCGGUGGCCAUUCUUGGCAUGCUAUGGAGCCCAAUAUGGAAUAAGUGCUGUGACAGCUACUAUCUCUCUUGCGCCCUGAUCCAGGGUGCUGUCACCUGUUUCCAAGAUAAACUGUUGAAGUCAUUCAGUGUCUCAAAUAAAUUACUCUAUUUUGAUAUCAGAAAACAA
Messenger RNA from Amphiprion ocellaris (clown anemonefish), 4453 nucleotides. RefSeq names its product transducin beta like 1 X-linked (gene tbl1x). The coding region runs from base 839 to 2380 and encodes 513 amino acids. Gene Ontology annotation, molecular function: protein binding; transcription corepressor activity. Lineage: Eukaryota; Metazoa; Chordata; Actinopteri; Pomacentridae. The record is from RefSeq and is a predicted model, not a curated record. Gene Ontology annotation, cellular component: histone deacetylase complex. Gene Ontology annotation, biological process: regulation of transcription by RNA polymerase II. The transcript is spliced from 15 exons.